AUGCCUUCCAAGGGCGUGAGAUGCUUCACCUACAUCGCAGCUGACGGAGUGGAAAUUGAGUACACGGUACCAAAGCAGAACGUCAAGCGAAGUGAUCAACAACAAUUCCUCCACGACCACCUCGAAGUAGAGUCGUCCAAUCUCCCUCGUUUCAAGUUCACGGGGAAUUUCGAAUUCAUUGUUCGUCAGCACGGUCAAGAACUCACAAAACAAUGGGUAGCAAUUAACAGCAUGACGGGCAAGCUAGAAGAUGGCACAAUGGUAAACAUGGAUCAAACACCCAGCAUCUUCGCCAACGACCUCAUCAUCACGUAUGGGUUCUACGACGCAGGACCAGGUCUUGCUGAACUACCGAAACAACAUCAAUGCUACGUUACCGUCACAAAGAACUACGAGAACUGGAUGCGCGAUGUAAUUCCCCAAGCAUCAGACAAGUCGAAUCGCCCAUUCCACAAGAUGGUCCUCCCCUCAGCCCACGACAUCGGCAUGAACAACAUGUCCAGCAGUCUCUCCAUGCUCAAGAACGCAGGCACAGGAAUCAUCAAAGAAGUCCUCGGUCGUAGUCUCCCUCACGCGCUCUCCAUCCUUAACAAAGUCGGCGACGGCGCCAUAAACCGCAUCGCACCAGACAUUAUCCGCGCACUAGCCAUCACACAAAAAGACACCCUCGACACGAUCCUGAAAAUUGGCGCCCGGUACUUUGAAUUUCGACCCGCCAAAUGCCACAGACAGAUGCAGAAAGUCAGCCCGCUGGAGGAUACGUGGUACUUCCAACACGGCGCGAUACCAGGGAUGCCGUACCGCACGUUACUCGACCACAUCAUCCGCUUUCUACUCGACCACCGAGACGAAAUCAUCGUUGUGCACAACCGGUGGGACGGCGUUCCAGGCGACUGUCCGCGACCCAACGACGACGAACUAAGAGACGUGCUCAACGACCUCCUUCGGGACAAAGAUCUCAAGCCGGGCAACCAAGACGACAUGAUGCACCGAUCCAUCCGCGACCUCCGCACCUCAAACACGCGCCUCAUCCUCCUCAAGGACACGGCGCAAAUCUCAAACUACGACGACGUCGCAAACGCUACGCUGACCGGCGACUCCAUGGUUGAGAAACUGUCGGUCAUGGCCCAGGAUCCACCAAAGGGACAUCCGAUUACACUGCUGCAAUGCCAGGCUACAGCGACGAAUAUUCGCGAUGUUAUCAUUGCUAGUGUGCUGGAUUCAGAUGUUAGUACGAGUCCAAUCUUGGCGACGAAACCGGUGUGUGAUCACAAGAUCUUGCCUCUCGAGCAAUCAACCAAUCAAGGCCGCAAACAAUUCGAGCCAAGUAAAUACAUACCCCAUCAUCACUUCGAGCUACAACAACACAUCGUCAUCAUCAUGGUCGAGCGCGCAAACAAGCCUUCAGCGUUGAACGCGCCAACUGCGUCAGGACCCGGUCCUCAAGUCGACAUUGUCGGAGAGGGUGGUAGCCAGAAGGUCGUCGCAAGACUGCCGUCUGGUGAGAGCGUCGAAGUGCUCCUCUUUGGAGCUACCGUUACUAGCUGGAAGAGCAACGGCGGAAAGACUGAGAACCUUUGGCUGAGCGAUGCGGCUGAUCUGACUGGCAAGAAGCCUGUGCGAGGUGGCAUCCCCGUUGUAUUCCCCGUCUUCGGCCCUCCUCCCAAGGAUGGACACGCCACCUCGUCGCUUCCUCAACACGGUUUCGCUCGUGGAUCGCGCUGGGAGUACAUGGGCAAGUCGACUGCUGAGGAUGCUCUCGACUCCAACUCGAUCAAGCUCGACUUUGGCCUCGACCGCCAAUCGCUCAGCGAGGAGUCGCGCAAGGCAUGGCCAUUGGACUUUGGGCUCGUAUACAGCGUCACACUGAGCAAGGACAGCCUACAGGCAGUUCUCACAGUCCGCAACGAGGGCGAGGAGAGUUUCGAGUUCCAGUUCCUGCUCCACACGUACUUCAGGAUUCAGGACGUUUCCAAGAUUGCCAUCACCGGCCUGUCGGGCACCGAGUACAUCGACAAGGUCCUCAAUGCUUCUACGCAUACCCAGAGCGACAACCAGCUCAAGAUCACAGGCGAGACGGACCGUGUCUACAAGGACAUCAAGCAGGAUACCACAUCGAUUACCGAAGACGGCAAGCCUCGCUUUGACGUUAUCCGCGACAACGUCAAGGACACGGUGACGUGGAACCCGUGGAUCGAAAAGGCCAAAGCCAUGGGCGACUUCUCCCCGGACGACGGCUACAAGAACAUGGUCUGUGUCGAGAUUGGUGCUGUGGAUGGCUGGCAGAGGCUGGAGAAGGGCGAGGUCUGGGAGGGAGGCAUGUUGGUCAAGAGCCACUUGUAG
Molecule: messenger RNA, 2343 nt
Organism: Alternaria atra
Lineage: Eukaryota; Fungi; Ascomycota; Dothideomycetes; Pleosporales; Pleosporaceae
Exons: 2
Coding region: 1-2343 (780 amino acids)
Biological process (GO): lipid metabolic process; carbohydrate metabolic process
Molecular function (GO): phosphoric diester hydrolase activity; isomerase activity; carbohydrate binding
Source: RefSeq, a predicted model, not a curated record